UUUACCGGAGAAGAAAAUAAACAAAACAUUUUUAAUUCCUCGCCGCGAUACAUGUUUUUUUUCUAUUUCCUAUAUUAAAUUUUCGUGGAUUUCUUGUGAUUUCUAGUGAGAUUAAGUGGUUAUUGAUACAAUAAUCAAAUCAGCUAAAACAAGAUGACGGCACUAAAGCUGGAUUUGGACGAUCUACUAUCGGACAUUAAUUCACUCAAGAUAUCCGCACUGAGUAACGCAGCACGGGUUUCCCCGCAAGUUCGCGGGCGGACAAUUGGUCCCGGGUGUCGACGUUUCAGCGCCGAUCAGCAAGAGCACGAACGAAACGAGUCAACUAUUCUGAGCGAGCGGAAUCCGAAUGGGCACUUCGUAGAAGUGGCCGGUAGGUUCGCUCCCGAUCUCAAGGUGUCGAUAUCGAACCGCUCGGAUGUGGGCAAAGGAGGAACGCCGAUUUCGCGGAAAGUGGACAUCAGCGAUUGCGGUGCGAUCUCGUCCCAAAGGUACCACCAGGAACUGGAACGAAAGCGUAUAAGAGAGAUGAAACAGGAAUUGGAACGCAGGCAGGCCAGGAUUCGGGAAGCGGAUCGCGUUAGAGGAUUACAGCUGGAGGAGAGGAUUAAGAAGGCUGAAAGUGAAGCGGCCCGGAAAGCUCAGGAGGCAGAACAGAAACUUAUGGAAGCUAUACGCGAACAAGAGCGUAUUGCGAUGGAAUUUGAGCAGAGACGGAGGGCUGAAAUCGACGAGGAGAACCGUCGUUUGGCGGAGGUAUCGCAGCAGCUAAAGAAGAAAGAGGAAGAAGUCAAAAAGAGACACGCUAUGUUCGAAGCGAUUCGGGGAAGCCACACUAACUUCCGCAAAAUGACAGACGUAUUUACGAAGACGCUGAUGGGAAUUGACAUUGAAUUCUCAGUUCAAUUCAAUGCUCAGAAAAAGACAGUUCAAGGUUUGAUAAAGUCGUUUGAUCAGCUUCUUCAAGGGGUUUUCUCAGCUCGAGAGGUUGUGCAGCAUGAAGUAGAUAAAGCGGCCGAAUUAUGCAAAUCGAUGGAUCAGGCCAAUGCUGAGGUUGUUGAGAUAAUGAAUCGUAUCCAGAAAGAAAUUGCUGAUCGCCUCCAGAAGGAAGAGCAACAAAAACAGUCUCAGCAGAAGGUUGCAGAAGUGGCUCCUCAACCUGCACAGGACACAACUGAUACUAAUCAAUCAAAGGCUGCUCAACCAACAGUAUCUAAUCAGCCCGAUCCACUGGCAGCAUUUGCAUCCACGGAAAGCCGUGCGUUCUACAGAGAAAUAAAGACAUUUUACGAACAGCAUCAGGCUGCAGUCAAGGUACUGCUGGACGAUCCUUCGAUGAAAGCCUAUCGCUUCAAUUGCUCGAAGGUGAUCAACACUCCGGUGAAUACAAUUUCGGCCGUCAGCCGAGAGCAUCUAGUCGACAAGUUCAACAAGUUGGACGCUUUUCUAUCGGGUCAACCAGCAAAAACCGGAGAUGUGUCGGUUUCCAUCAACGGGCAUCCACUCGGGAGGACCUAUUGUACGAUGCUGUUGGCGAAGAAAUUUGUUGGCCAAGCAGAUACUAUGAUCAGUAGCAACGCACCAGCGGCUUUUCCCAUCGCAACCAUCGUCGUUGGACUUUGGCAAAAGUACCCGGAGUUCGGAAAGUUUUUCCUGGCUUAUCUCCACAAGGAAUGUCCCUAUUUGGUUCCCUACUUUCUGCCACAACUGGAGGGACAAUCGCAGGAAGAGUACCUCAAAUCCAUCGGCUAUCGCUUUACGGAAAAUGUGCUUGAAAAGCAGGAUCAGUAUCUGAAACGAAUGACCGGUAUGGCGCGCUUGUAUGCUGCCAUUGUAGUGUCCAGCCCGAGACGUGGCGAGGCGUCCGCACAUCCGCACGGAUUGGAGUGCGGAUGGCGCUGGUUUUGCAACAUGCUCAAUCUGAGCCCUCUGCCAGAUAUCUGCGCAACGGUGAUCACUGAAUUCCUGCAGACGGCGGGUGGCUCUUUGUGGGCCAUCUAUGGUAAGCAAUUUGUCAAAGUACUGAAGGUGGUACAGGAGCAGUAUCUGCCAGCGUUGAACAAGGUGGACGAAGGAGGCCCGAAGACACGCCUGGAGGGCCUGAUUGCGAAGAUCACCUCGGAAGGGAAGAUCGAUCGGCCAGAAGGGAUGCUCGGUCCUGAUUUCUGGUGAGCUAAUGUUGUGUUAUUGGUGUCCGAACUGAUGUUUUCUUGUUAAGACUCGCCUAGUUAUUAGUUGGAAAGAAUCCAUAUAACUGAUUGCCAACAUUUGCACAUUUGUUAUAAUUCUUCAAAAUAAUAAAGUGUUGGUUCAAUGAAAAAUUAAAAAAAAAAUAAGAAAA
Messenger RNA from Armigeres subalbatus, 2341 nucleotides. RefSeq names its product mRNA export factor Gle1 (gene Gle1). Gene Ontology annotation, cellular component: nuclear pore cytoplasmic filaments; nuclear pore; cytoplasm. Lineage: Eukaryota; Metazoa; Arthropoda; Insecta; Diptera; Culicidae. The record is from RefSeq and is a predicted model, not a curated record. The coding region runs from base 154 to 2172 and encodes 672 amino acids. The transcript has 3 exons. Gene Ontology annotation, molecular function: phospholipid binding; inositol hexakisphosphate binding; translation initiation factor binding. Gene Ontology annotation, biological process: poly(A)+ mRNA export from nucleus.